GUCAAUAGUGACAUUUUAAGAAAUGAAGUUGUUUUCCAAUUCCAGUUUCUAUCUAAAAUGUAAACAGCUUUAAAGUUUGCAAUUUGAAAAUAACUCAGUGCCAUAAUAAAACUUUAUAAUUGCGUAGAUAUGGAGGAAGGGAAUUCAAUAAUUUACGGCUUAGAACAUCAGACCAGAGCCUUGUCACCUCAAUAUGAGAGUGAUGCUAUUAGAUUCCUCAUUGGCACUCAGAGUUUGAAGCCACAAUCGAACCAAGUCCAUGUUGUGGAACUAGAAGAAGAUACUGGAGCUCUGCAUACCAAGGUAUAUAAGCAUAAUAUAGGUGAAAUAUGGCAUCUGCGAUGUUCUCCCCAUGAUGCGGCCACGCUAAUGACGACCCACAAUUCCUAUGACCCAGACACAUCUCAAUGCACCAUGGGCGUGUCUAUAUUUAAGCUACCCACGUUAGAUGUAAUACCAAAAGACGUUGAUGAUCUCAGUGCUAUUCAAGGACGAAAUGCGGAAGAUAUGGAACAUCUGAUCACCAUAACCCCAGAGAAACCCGAAGAGGAAGUCCGCUGCGCAGAAUGGCACCCCACAGACGCGAACCGCGUAGGCAUAGUCCUGGACGGUAGUGUGAGUGUGCGUGACGUCACCACCGGAAGUGUCGUCACGAGCUUCGUGCCGGAAGGCCGGGCGAGGCUCAAGUUCACCGGCGGGAAGUGGAGUCCGCAAGCACAGCACCAGUUUGCAGUGCUGCAAGACACGCAUAUAAAAUGUUUCGACUCACGGACAGACUGCAAACCGGCGUGGAGCAUAGACAACGCGCAUAGACAACUGGCCAGAGACCUCGAUUUUAAUCCUAAUAGGCAAUUUCAUGUGGCAAGUGCAGGAGACGACGCGGCGUUGAAUAUUUGGGACUACAGGAAUGGGAAGGAACCGAUUUUCAGCAGGACUGACCAUUCACACUGGGUGUGGACAGUGAGAUAUAACACCUACCAUGAGCAACUGUUGGUGACUGGCAGCUCCGAUGGGAGAGCCCUCCUCACAGCAGCGGCGAGUAUAUGCGAUUCGGAUGAUGAAAAGAAACUGAGUCAAGUAUUGGAAGAUGGUGUUCUACAAUCGUAUGAACAGCAUGAGGAUUCGGUUUAUUGCGUAGAAUGGAGCACAGCUGAGCCCUGGACCUUCGCCUCGCUCAGCUAUGACGCUAGACUCGUGUUGUCUAGGGUGCCGAGACAUUUUAAAUAUAAAAUUCUUUUAUAGUCUGUGUAAUACACACAUUCCUGUUUAUUGUGAUUUCACAUGUAUUAUUUAUGAUUUUAAGAAAUAUAAACCCAUUACUUUAUCUAA
Molecule: messenger RNA, 1329 nt
Organism: Zerene cesonia (dogface butterfly)
Lineage: Eukaryota; Metazoa; Arthropoda; Insecta; Lepidoptera; Pieridae
Product: EARP and GARP complex-interacting protein 1
Exons: 9
Coding region: 130-1242 (370 amino acids)
Biological process (GO): protein ubiquitination
Molecular function (GO): protein binding
Source: RefSeq, a predicted model, not a curated record